Rhodamnia argentea is the source of this 708-nucleotide messenger RNA. RefSeq lists its product as uncharacterized. NCBI's taxonomy places the organism in Eukaryota, Viridiplantae, Streptophyta, Magnoliopsida, Myrtales, Myrtaceae. The transcript has 3 exons. The coding region runs from base 40 to 519 and encodes 159 amino acids. The record is from RefSeq and is a predicted model, not a curated record.
UUGCUCGGUUGAUCCUCAACCAUAUCUCACAAUCCAUCCAUGAAGAGAUCGGCGAACACCGAUCCAGUCAUCAUCUCAGUCUAUGUCGAAUCGCCAUCAUCGUGUUCCUCUCGUAAACCUAAUCAUCCCACCAUCAAAAUCAAGCCAAACUCAUCCCCCAGAAACCCUCGAAUUCCGAGGACAGGCGGUUACGAUCGUCGCGCUCAGCUCCUCGCCUAUGCAAGGGAAAUGAGAACCGGAGGUGGGUCUCCGCCGGCAGCACUGCAGACCGAGCGAAAGAAGAGUAGAUGGUCAGCCCAAGCCGGGCCAAAGAAUUUCCGAGUAUGUCUCGAUCGGAUUCUCCAGCGACGGAGCAAGACUCGGAGAUACGAGCGCCUUGGGUCUGACGAAGAAGAAGAAGAAAGAUCGGCCAGUCCUGAGUGCAUCAAGCAGAGAAGUAAAACGCCCUUUUACAGAAAAUUCAGUCGUAUGCUCCGAAAGUUAUCAUGCGGAUGGAGGUGCACGAAAGGAUUACCAUGAUAAGAGGUACGCACGAGUUGUGAGGGAUGAAUCUAAUCGAAAAUUCUCAAUGCUAAACUCUACCGUUAUGGCCGGGAGCUCUUUAUUCGAUCUAGAUCUAACGAGUUUCAUAGGUUUAGGACUUUUUUGUGUCUACGUUUCCUGAUUUAUGUGAAAAAAGAAAAUUCGCUGUAAAACUGGGAUCAGAAC